GUGCUAGUCCUGGGAGCAGCUCCACUCACAGCAGCCGUGCCUCUGUCUCUCUAUCUCUGCAGAUCAUGUCCUUCAUUCAAGUGGAAGCAAAUUCCGAUUUUCCCAUUCAGAACCUCCCGUACGGAGUGUUCUCAACACACGAUGAGCCCAGACAUCGGAUAGGGGUUGCGAUUGGUGACCAAAUCUUAGAUCUAAGUGUCAUCAGACAUUUAUUUACUGGACCUUUUGUGUCGGGGAAUCAAGAUGUUUUUAACCAGCCAAUCCUCAAUAGCUUUAUGGCCCUGGGGCACAAUGCAUGGCGAGAGGUGAGACAGUUUCUCCAGAAGCUGCUAUCAGCAUCAGAACCUUUGCUAAGGGACAACAUGGAGCUGCGAUCCAGGGCAUUUGUGCCACAAGCUAAGGCAACCCUUCAUCUUCCAGCAAAUAUUGGGGAUUACACCGACUUCUACUCCUCCAGAGAUCAUGCUACUAAUGUAGGCAUUAUGUUCAGAGGGAAGGACAAUGCUCUGAUGCCAAACUGGCUUCAUCUUCCAGUGGGAUAUCAUGGUCGGGCAUCCUCUGUGGUGGUAUCAGGAACUCCAGUGCGUAGGCCAAUGGGCCAGGUUCGACCAAAUGAUGACAAGCCUCCAGAAUUUGAGGCCAGCAAGCUUCUGGACAUUGAAUUGGAAAUGGCUUUUUUUGUGGGUUCAGGAAACUCGUUAGGAAACCCCAUUCCAAUUCAUAAAGCUGAGGAGCACAUCUUCGGGAUGGUACUGAUGAAUGACUGGAGUGCCAGAGACAUCCAAAAGUGGGAAUAUGUUCCACUUGGGCCAUUUCUAAGUAAGAAUUUUGCAACCACCAUUUCUCCCUGGGUUGUACCGAUGGAAGCCCUUAUGCCAUUUGUUCUGCCAAAUCCAGUGCAGGAUCCUGUGCCACUGCCCUACCUUCGUGAUAACACCAAUUACAGGUUUGAUAUCAACCUGUGCGUCUGCAUUCAAGGGAAAGGAAUGAAGAAUCCAGUUUCUAUAUGUAAAUCUAACUAUAAGUACAUGUACUGGACAAUGAAGCAGCAGCUGGCUCACCACACAGUUACUGGGUGCAACGUACGACCUGGAGACCUCCUAGCGUCCGGGACCAUAAGUGGGCCGGACCCUGGAAGCUUUGGCUCAAUGCUGGAACUGUCCUGGAGAGGAAGCAAACCUGUAGAUCUCGGAGAUGGACACAAGAGGACAUUCCUGCAAGAUGGGGACACUGUGACUAUAGCAGGUUACUGCCAAGGAGAGGGUUAUCGUGUUGGAUUUGGGACUUGCUCCGGGACAGUCCUCCCUGCUCUUCCCCUCUCUGAUUAAAUAAAUCUGCACACAGAGGUUGCAGAGACUGGAAGAUAAAAGCCAAUAGACAUGUUUACUUAUGAAUAAAAUACAUUGACUGUAAUUAUAUGAAUAGGGGAAUAGUAGGGUAGUUAAUAAUUGGGAUUUGUUGUUGAAAUAGGGCACCGCGUUCCAUACACAAACAGUGCUGUAAUGUAAAUAAAAGUGUACAUAAUAC
Messenger RNA from Xenopus laevis (African clawed frog), 1527 nucleotides. RefSeq names its product fumarylacetoacetate hydrolase (fumarylacetoacetase) L homeolog (gene fah.L). The record is from RefSeq and is marked provisional. Gene Ontology annotation, biological process: L-tyrosine catabolic process; aromatic amino acid metabolic process; L-phenylalanine catabolic process. Gene Ontology annotation, molecular function: catalytic activity; fumarylacetoacetase activity. NCBI's taxonomy places the organism in Eukaryota, Metazoa, Chordata, Amphibia, Anura, Pipidae.